Xyrichtys novacula (pearly razorfish) is the source of this 42610-nucleotide messenger RNA. The record is from the annotation of a GenBank genome assembly. NCBI's taxonomy places the organism in Eukaryota, Metazoa, Chordata, Actinopteri, Labriformes, Labridae.
AUGCCAUCUGAGGCUCAGUCUCAGGAGCCUCGGGACAGAGGACCGGCCCCUCCUGUCACUCGGGCCGGACGCAGCGCUCAGCUGGCCAAAGCCGCCGCCACUAGCCCCGUCCCUGAGAGGCGGCCCCGCGGGCGUCCUCGGAAAGAUGGGAGCAGCGGUCGAUCGGCUCCUCCCACCCCUCCCCCUCCUCCACCACCUCCUCCUCCGCCUCCCAAAUCCAGGAAGAAGUAAGUGAGAUGUGUGACUCCUGGGGAGUCAUAUGUGCUGAUGGUCAGUUGAUGUUUUGGAGCAUAAACGGGUCGACUGUGAUGAUAACGAGCUGAAGGAGGUCGUACUGCCACCUACUGUACUGAAGGACUAGAGAUGAUUCUGUUUAAUGAAACUAAAGUCAACAUCAAUAUUAUCAGCAUCUCUGACCAGGACCAGUAUGCACCUGCAUCUGUACAGUACACACCAGGAGAAGGUCUGAGGAGAUGCUGAACGUCAUGAUGACUUUAGUUCAGAAGAAAAAGACUGAAACGCAAAUGUCCUCGAAUCUGUCAAAGAAAUUGAAACAAGAAAAAAGACGCGUCUGAAAAAGUCAAAGUGAUGUCUCAUGUUCCAGUAUGUUCAUGUGUCAGACUACCAGGGUUCAGAAAAGGCAGGAGAGACAUAAAAAUGUUGAACUAGGUGAGCUGAGUGACAGGAAAUGGGUCCUCUGUGGGUGUGGCCAAAUGUCACCUGUGCAGACUGUUACGCCGUCGACCCUCAGGAGUCUAAAAUGAAGCGAGUGUCUGUGUCAGCUUCAGGUUUGACUGUAUUAGAGUCCAUAUGUGUGUGUGUGUGUGUGUGUGUGUGUGUGUGUGUGUGUGUGUGUAUUGGAGGAGGGGUAAGGCGUAAUGGGGAGGAAGUGGUUAAGUUGCACGCUGGGUAAUGAGCAGGAGAUGUGCUCUGGACUGAGUCUGGUCCAGGUUUUACCUCCUGCUACUACACUACACACACAUACACACACUUUCAUACAAACACACAUAUACACACACACACUCACUCUGCUGGAUCUACUGGGGGGGGCAUAUGUGAUGUCAUGGUGUUUACCUGAACACCUGGUCAAAGUUCAGGUGAAAGUGUUUUUCUGACUCUAAAGUCAGAGUUUUAGUUUACAGAGAAAAUCUCUGAUUUUCUGUUGAUCGCUCUGAUAUUGAUCGAUUUAUUAUUCUUUAUUAUAUUCGAUUGUUUAAGUCAUUUUGAUUAAAUCUGUUCAGUCUGGACUGGAUCAUGUUGACACUCGCAGAAAAACAAACAUCAUUAAAUGAGAAUUAAUAAGAUCUCACUGAUCGUAGAUUUCCUUUAGUGUCCGUCUGUAAACACGGCCUCAUGUCUGCUCAUUAAAAUCUCAAAGUGGAUUAUAAAUCAUUCCCCUUUUGUGGUCGUCUGCAGCCAUCUCUUUGGACUUUGUGAUCAGCUGAGGUUUAAAGGGAUAUUCCGGCGUAAAAUUAAUUAUAGGUCAAACCCACCGUAACACCGAGUUAGACCCCCCCUCCAGAGAUGAAUGUUGCCGACUGCUUGCUUCUCUAGUUAUAACAACUUUAGUAACGACCGCAGGAUAGCAAUACAGAGAGCCACGCCCUCAACCAAAACGCCACUCUAUAGCCACAAAUAAUGCUCAGAACAGCACCUAACUUCAUCAACAGGACAUAUAGGGUCACAGAUAUAGUACUAUAUUCAGAGUUGUUCUAACUCCUAAGAAAACAUUAAACUUAAGCGGGGGCGUUUCUCCACCUCUGUAGUCUAUAAGCUGGGCCAAGAAACUUCUACUGUAGUAAAAUGAAAAGGUAAAGGUGUUUUUAUUGAGCCGAAUAAUCAAUAAAAUCAUAAUUUUGUUAACAGGUAUGGAUUUAUGUGCUGUCAAGUUAGUAUAUGUGAAUAUGAGCACAGUAAAGUUAAAUCAGCUAAUUUUUCAAUGAGCUUCUGUUACUAAACAGAACUACACCAUGAUCUACUGAGGUUAGUACAUAUAGGGUCACAGACAUAGUACUAGACACCAAACAUCUUUUUAACUUUGACUCAUUUCUUUAGCAGAGAGACUAAACACAACUCACCUACUCUCUUCCAGCAGACGCUUGUUUGUAGAGAGACCUCAGGCCAGUCCAUUAGGGACUACAGCGGGGUGACGCAGCUCAAGGAAGAACAUUUAUGAUCAUUUCUUUAUCAUUUCCUUGAAGUAAUAAUCACCAUAUUAAUCAUUUUUCACUGCAGACGUGGUAGUUCUUCUGUCUUAGCGUCUCGCUCUGAUUGUAUUUCCAUGAAGAAAUAUCCCUUUAAGAAUCAGCUGUUGGCUCACGUUUCUUUUACUCCUCAAUCUAUUGAUUAGGAUUAGAGGUAAACGGGUUAAUCAGGCUGAUCGAUGACAUUUUUUCAGGCUGUGAUGGUCAGCUCUGAACUCACUGUUCUUUUUAAAAUGUUGUUGAAGCUAAUGGCAGCUGGUUGUCGCAGUUUAACCUAAUGGACAGAAAUAACACUGAACCUCCAGAGACAGACUGUGUCUAAUGAUGUGUUCACAGCAGACUCAGAGAAAGUGUCAUAAACAAACUCUGCUGCUACGGUUUUUAAAUUAUCACACACUUUUAUUUUCGGCAUUGACGUCACCCAGCCCCCCGUUUGCAACAACUUUGGACAGAUAUAGUGAUCCGAUUCAUGGAUAGACGUGGACUAUCAAACUAUGGGAGAGAAGUGGAUGGGAGAUAGGUCUGAAAUACAGGAGAGUGCUGGAAAAACAGGAGUGUUGGCAGGUAUGCUAUAAGCUGUGCGCCUUUCUGCGAGGAGCAUACUUCUCGGCGGGUGUAAGUUUCUCGGCACAACAGCAGCAUAAACUAACGGCACCGUUUCGGGUCCAUUCGGGACAAAUGAGGGGUUGGGUGACCUCUGGAUGACCUAUAAAACAAUAUUUAAUAACUUGAAAAUAAAAAAUUAAACGGCACAAACGAAGCAUGAACGAAGCAGACUUUUUUCCCGAAAUUUUGCGUGGGGUGGGGGGCCAAGCUUCACGCAGGUAGAUUUACUUCCCUGUUUUUGAAUCCAUAAACGAGAACAAACUGGAAACGUUUCCUUCAGCUUCUUGAAGCUGUAAUCGUCGGUGAAAUUUAGUUGUUAAAGUUUGAUCAGCUGUUAAAUCGGUCUCUCUGUGUUUCAGAGGACGAAUCUUCAUCAGAGUUUUUGGAGCAGCUCGGACCCAUCGGCCUCCCACAUGACAUCAACGUCCAAUCACUGUUCGACCCUACAGGUACGGGAAGCCCCUCCUCUUCUCUCCACUCUUACCUCCAUCCUCCCUCUGCCUCUGUGAACUGACUGUGUGUGUGUGUGUGUGUGUGUGUGUGUGUGUGUGUGUGUGUGUGUGUUUGUGUGUGUGUAGGUCAGUGCUGUGCUCACAUGCAGUGUGCAGCCUGGUCUGAGGGGGUGUGUCAGGGUGAGGGCCAAUCGCUGCUCUUCGUGGAUAAAGCCAUCGACUCAGGAAGCACACAGGUCCGUUUGUCUUUUAUCUAAAUAAUUAACACUAAAUCAAGAGUGUCCCAGCCUUGUUAAGCCCCGCCCUCUCUCUCUCUCACCUUUACAGGUGUGUGCAUUCUGCCGACGGCUGGGUGCAUCACUGCGUUGCCGGGACACAAACUGUGGGCGGAGCUACCACUUCCCCUGUGCUGCUGCUUCAGGAGCUCAGCAGGACUGGAGCCAGAAACACAUACUGUGUGCAAGACACACAAUCACAGGUACACACUCAGUUUACACAACCUGGUUUGUUCAUGAAGCCGGGUGUCAAUAAAGUUUCUCUGUCGAUGUAAACGAAAGAAACAUGAUGAGCUGACGGUUUAGAAACGUUUAUUUAAAACGAUCAAAAUUGUGACUAUAAAGGAUUAAAAGUUUCAAACAGUAAACACUCAAUUUCAGUUUCAAGAAGCCUUAUUGGCAUGAUUGUGACUACAAUACUGCCAAAAUGUUUAAACACAAUAAUAACAACAACAAUAAUGGUAAUAUUAAUAUUAAUAAGAAUAAUAAAACAACAAUUAAAAAAAUAAAAUAAAAUAAAAUAAUAAUACAACAACUACGACAACAACAAUAAUAUUAAUAGUAAUUAUAAUAAGUAUAAUUAUAAUGAUAUUAUAACAGCAAUAAUAAAAUUAAAAUAAUAAAAUGAAAAACUUAAUUCAAUAACAACAACAAUAAUUAUAAUAAUAAUACUAGUAUAUUAUUAUGAUUAUUAUUAUUAAUAAUCAUAAUAAUACCAUAAAAAUGAAAAUAAUAACAUUAAAAUAUAAUAAUAAUAAUAAUAAUAAUAAUAAUGGUAAUGAUGAUUAAAUAUAAUAAUAAUAAUUACUUUAAUAUUAUUAUCAUUAUCAAAUUUUCAAUGAUAAUAAAACAACGACAAUAAUAAUAAUAAUACAAAAUAUAACAACAUAAUAAAAGUAAUAAUGAAUAAAAAGUGUCACUAUCAUCAUGUUUGCUGAUUAAAAACGGAUUUAAACACUUGCUUUCCCUCUCUCAUUCCCCCCCACAGGGUCUUCACAGUGUAUGUUGUGUUCAGGCAGUGGUGAUGUCAGUGGUCUGUUGAUGUGUUGUUGCUGUGGAAACUGUUACCAUGGCAGUUGCCUUGACCCCCCUGUGGCCCCCUCCCCCCUGUCUCGGGCCGGCUGGCAGUGUCCUGAGUGUCGAGUGUGUCAGUUCUGCAGGUAACACACACACACACACACACUUGUCACAGUGAUUGUAACUACUGUGUAUUUUGGGAUGACUGAACUCUCCUCUUCCUCUGUUUGUGUGUUUGCGUGUUAGACUACGAGGGGAUGAUGUGGAGUUGCUGGUGUGUGAGCGCUGUGAUAAAUCCUACCACACACACUGUCUCACUCCUCCCCUGGAUCACACACCGAGUUUCGGCUGGAGCUGCAAGGUGAGACACACACACGUACUCAGAGUUCAGUCAGACUUUCUUCAUGUGUGUCUGUGUUUGUGUGUGUUUUUAUAACCUCCUUCUCCUCCUCCUCCAGAGCUGCAGAAUCUGCAGGAGUUGUGGUGUGAGGUCAACAGGCCAGUGGGCCAAUCACCCGUUUCUGUGUGAGUCAUGUGACCCAGCCCUGCCCUGCCCUCUCUGUGACCGUGCCCCCGACCUCUACACACCACAGGACUAUCUGACCUGUACCUGCUGCUAUAGGUACACACAUACACACACACACACACACUUAAUUAUUCAACAGGGUAAACAGGAGCUGAAUAUUAUAUCAUAAACAUUCAGAACAAAAUGAGACAUGAGUUUCUGACUCAGUCAUCGUAUUUUCAGAGGAGCACAAAAGUUUAGUGAAAUUUUAUAGCAAAGUAAAACGAGAAAAUCCAUCAGAGGUUAUGAGUCAAGGAUAAGUCAAGAUAAAUGAGGGGAGUCGGCUGUUUGUUCAAAAGGAAGAACUCGGUAAAGGCUUGAAAGGGUUAUGGUGACCAUACGUCCUCUUUUACCCGGACGUGUCCUCUUUCGGGGGGCUGUCUGGGGGGAGUUUAUAAAAUUGUUCAAAUGUCGGGAACAUGUAUUCAUUCAUGAUAAAACAGUGCAGAGCAUCAGUGCGCUCUGCAGCUUCGCCCCUCCACUCACUUCUAAGCAAAGUCACUGACGAGACGCACGCAUGUGCUGUCUUUGGGAAUUCAGAAUAAUAUGAGUUUAACUGAGUUAGAAGUACAUAAAAAACUCUUGACCCAACAAAAAAAAACAAACUUGUAAUGGUGUCCUCUUUUUGGGGAUUCAGAGUAUGGUCACCCUAACGUAUGUCCUGUGUUAACAUAAACACAAUGCAUGCCAGAAAUGCACAAAUAGCAUUUUUGUUGGAUUAUUUUUAGGCUCUCACUGAAGGUGGCAUACAUCUGUUUCUGUUAUCAGAGACUCAAUAAAAUUUGAGUUGACCAUGAAAAAUAGUCUUUUUUUUUUAAAUCAAAGAAAGGCAUUGAUAAGGGAAUCAUUAAUGAAUUUAAUCGAUAAUUGCAUCUAUAAUAUCUUAUCAAUUCCCAUCCCUAAGGUUUGGUGAUAAAUUACACCUCAUGCUUUUUUUAUUAGUCACAUCUGGUUUCAACCACGCAUGCAAAAAAAAUACAAAAAAAUGAAAUAAUUUGGUAAAAUGAGUUUACCAUAAGAGGUUGAUAAAGCUGCUCAGUGAAAGAUGAAGACAUGAUGAAAUCCAUUUACUUUAUUUCCUGUUUAAUCUAAACUUUAAAUGUCUCGCAGGUGUGUCCAUACGGAGUGUAUAGUCCAGUCGGGGGAGGGCAGGGCGGGGUCUGAAGAUUACGUCUGCUCCACCUGCAGGCCUCAGGAGGAAAAACUAAUAGCACACACUCCACCCCCCCAUAGUCCUGCCCCGGCCAAGCAGAGUCCACCACAGGCAACAACCAUCAACAUUUCACAACCACAAAGUCCAAGUCACACAGAGGCUCCACAUUUCAGUUCCACCACUCACAGUCCAGUCCAGCUCAUCUCCACUGAGCCCCCGCAGAGUCCUGCCAGGACCCUCUGUGAAGAAAUGCAGCAAAGUCCUGCACCACCCCACCCUGAUUCAUCAGAGCCCCCCCAAAGUCCUGAGCCAUCUCAUCCCAAUCCCAAAGAGAUCCACCAAAGUCCUCCACCAGCCCAGUCUGAUCAAACAAAACCCCCACAGAGUCCAGCAACAGAGCUUCCAAACAGUCCUGAACCAUCUCACCCUGGUUCUGUAGAACACCAUGAAAGCCCAGCACCAUCUCACCCUGAUCACACACAGCUCAAACAAAGUCCACCACCUCACCCUGAUCCUGAGGAGCUCCUUGAAAGUCCUGCAGAACCUCACCCUGAUCACAGAGAGCUCAUACCAAGUCCACCAUCUCACCCUGAUCCCACUGAGCUCCAACAAAGUCCUGCAGAACCUCACGCUGAUCCCACAGACCCGGAUCAGAGUCAUUCUCCAUCUCUGGAACAAAUUCCAUCAUCGACACAAGACCUGCAGAAAAGUCCUUCGCCAUCGCGCCCUGAUCCAACAGAUCUUGAAAAAGGUCCUUCGCCAUCCCCCAUGGAUAUCAAGGAGCUCCACCAGAGUCCUGCACACUCUGACUCUGGUCCAGCAGAUCAUCUUCACAGUCCUGCCUUUACAAAUAAUGGGCCAUCAGAGCUCCAGCCAAGUCCCCAAUCUGAGCCAAUAAACCUCCCACAAAGUCCCCCUGUCUCUGAACCUUCAGAGCUCCAAUCAGGUUCUGGAACACCUUGUCCUAACCCAGCAGAGCUCCCAAAAAGUCCAGCCCAUUCUGACCUUGAUCCACCAGGGCCAGCACAAAGUCCUGCACCAUAUCAUCCUGUCUCCACAGGUGAUCAGGAGAUCCACGUCACACCUCACCUUAGUCUAGAAGAGCUUCCACAGAGCCCCACACAGUCUGAUUCUGGUCUGACAGAACUCCCAAAAAGUCCAGUUCUUGGCCCUUCCAGUCCUGCUGACCUUCAACCAAGUUCCCCCCACCUGGAGCAGAGUCCUCCUCAGAUCAGUUGUGCUUCUCCCAGACCUCCCCACGGUUCCUCACAGGAUCAGCUCAUGGUCACAGAGUGUCCACAGGGUAGUCCCAUGUCAUGUAGCCUUCCGCAUUCCCCACAGAGUCAGACUGAGACAGACCUUGUUCUUGUCCAGGUCCAGCCAGUGCCUGCAGACCCUCAGCUUAGCCCUCUGCCACCACACAGUCCCAUGCAGGACGACACCUUAGAGACACAACUUGGUGAUUCACAAAGUCCUCAACACAUCAUCAACCACCCCCAUCUCAGUCCUCCUCCACAAGUCUGCACAUCACAUCCACCAAGUCCUGCAAAGGAUUCUGAACCUACACUGGACCAGAAGAGCCCUGGAUUGAGCGACUCUGCUCAGUCGUGUUCUGGAGCCACCCAGAACAAUUCUACACUGGACCAGGAUCUCUUACCAGUCUAUUGUAGGUCUGCUCAGAAACCAAGAACGCAUGCCUCACUGAGGGUCUCUUCAGCUCCAUGUAGCCCAUCACAGUCUCCACUUAGACCUGAACCAGGUAGGCUGUCGCUACCGGCAAGUCCAGCACAGACUGAGAUCCCUUCACAGCUUCGCCUUCUUCAGACCAGAACCACAGAGCUGAAGUCUUCGCUGAGUCCCAACCCCGAUGGCCAAACACUGGAAAGUAGUCCCGCUCCUCUUAGCCCCACUUCGCCCCUUGAGAACCAAGAACACGCCGUUGAUCUAGACCGGUCCAGCCCCUCUCACGGCCCGGUCUCGCCCGCACCAGAAAGCCUUGUUCACAUGAGCACUUCGAUGGAACACAGUAGCCUAACACGCUCACCUUACGCCGACGACAUGGAGGAAGACCCUCCAGAAGCUCGUCAUGGUCAUCAGAGUCCUUCUAGUGACCGCGAACUUUGCCAAGGUAGUCCAGUACAUAUCCAACAAAGUCCAGUCAGAGCGAGUCCCACCCAUGCCAGUAAGACGCCUGCUAGUCCCGCCAGCUCUUCCCAGGCCUGUGCUGGUCCAAUGACAAUGGGGACUAGACUUUUAGGUGAAGAAAUGAGCCCCUCAACAACGCCGGCCGGAUCCAUCCACCCCACCUCAAACCAGGACAGCACCAGUCCCUUUACUGGUCCCAGUCAUCCUCAGUCUACUCCAGACAGUCCAGUCCACACAGAAGCUAAUAGUGACCACAGUCUCAUGGACACGCAAGAGGGAAGUCCUGCACAUCCCGGCCAGUCAAGUCCCUCAUUGGUUCAGAGUUCUCCAGUCCACACCAGUCCCCGUCCAAGUCCAGCUCGCUUUAGUCCUCCACACUGUAGGUUGACCGGUUCUAGCCCAGCUAGUCGCUCUGUUAGCCCCAGUCUGAGCCCCCCCGGCCAGACUCCAUCCUGCUCUGCUGACACACUCGAUGUCGGUAUCAUCUGUAGUCCACCUAGGUCUAGUCCUGCUGGUCAAGCUAGUCCUGUUCACGUACAAAACUUGAGUUCGGUCCACUCAGGUCGAGUCCAAAGACUGUCCCCAUCCUCAGCGAACAGUACUUGCAGCAGUCCUGUACGGGAUACCGCAUCACACAUUAGUCCACCUCACAGUCCAGCUCCUGACACUGGAACCAGUCCUGGCCUCUCUGUGGCCCAGCUGAGCUCUGCUGAGGAGAUCAUGGCCAGUUCAGAAGCCCAGAGUCCUGCUCCUCCAGUUUCAGUCCAGCUUGGUUCUGGUCUUGAUGAACCCACAGACAGUAUUAGGCAGAUCAGCCCCCCAGCUGAUGACUCGUGUCCUGGUAGCCCCGACUCGGCAAAUCUGAGCCAGGUUCCCCAGUCUCCAGAUAGUCCUCUCUGUGCCCCAGAUAGUUCUGCUGUUGAAAUCCAACCUUCCCAAGCAAGCCCCCUUUAUCAAGAACCAGGAACCCCCCCUGUUAAUAGGACUUCCACUCAUGCUAGUCCAAGUCAGGCCAGUCCUGUCUGUUCUAGUCCCGCUCAGGAUCACACUGCAAUGCCAAGCUCAGAUCUCAGCAUUGAAACCCCAGCUAGUCCCCCACCUCCUGGCUCUCCUCAGACCUCCUCCACUGCUCCUCAAAUUCAGGCCAGUUCUGUGCACAGUAGUCCAAUCAGGAGUCCUCCUUUUGGCCCCUUGGAACCCGGUGAUUCACAGCCUAGCCCAGAUCCUGUCCCUCUACCAGAAGCUGUUCCUAGUUCAAGUCCUGUUAGCCCCAUGGAGCUGAAGGCCAGUCUCAGUCCGGGCCAUACAAGCCCAGGUUCUGACGUCCCUGUGCAGCUUGAGAUCAGUCACAGUCCUGGUUCUGGUGGCCCGAUGCAGACUGAUGAUAGUCUUGGUUCCUCCAGUCCUCAAUCAGGGAAGGAGUCUGCAGCCAUAGAAGGUGAGUGUCAGAGAAGACGUACGAGAUUUUCAGGAGUCAUCAUGUUUGUUUUUGAUUCUUGUAGACCGUCAGCAAACAACUAAAGGAUUUAGAUUUAAAGACCUUUAUAGAGCGCUAAAGAAGACGGGAUCCUGAGUGAACUAUGAUUUCCAAUUCUUUGGUGAAAGGACAACUGGACUUCCUUGAGGCGAAACGUCUCAAGUCCAGUUGUCCUUUCCAAAAGAGUUUUAGAUUUCAAUCCAUCAGACUCUGUUUUAUCAACAUUAUACACACAAUCGGUCCCAACUCUUCUGGACUUGAGGGUCUGUUUUCAGAGUUCUGGUUCUGGUUCAAAAACGUUUCUUUAUUUGUCUAGAAGUCAGCAUGUUGGAGGAGCAGGAGGACGGAGUAAUACAGAAGAAGACUGAAGAGGAGGAAGAGGAGGAGAUGGACAUAGAAGCUCUGGAGCAGAAGGAACGAGAGGAGGAGGAGCAGGAGGAGCAGGAGGAGAGGGAGGAGGAGUGUCAGCAAACGGCAAAGAGGAGUCCAGAAAAGGAAGAGUCCGUGGAGGGGAGAGAAGGAGGAGAGGAGGAAGUCUGUGUCUCUGCAGGUAGGAACCAACUGUGGUACAAAUAUGAAUGUUCAGUGUGUGUGUGUGUGUGUGUGUGUGUGUGUGUGUGUGUGUGUGUGUGUGUGUGUGUGUGUGUAUUAUGGGGUAUGAAGGAGAACUGAAUCACCUCCACUCUUCUCUUUCCUCUUUUCUCUCUGCAGGAGUCCAUCAGGAGCUCCAUCAGUCUCCUUUUCUCACUCUGGCUGCCUCCCCCCUUCUCGUCCAGCCCUCUCCUCCCACCUCACCAAACUCUGCCUUACUCCCCCAACAGUCCCCUCACUCCUCUUUACCUCCUGCCUCCCCCCUAACCUCACCUCUGUCCCCUCCUCCUCCUCCUCCUGCCAGAGCUGGCUCUCAGGAGGCCUCCCCCUCCUCACCUCACAGGACUGCCUUACUCCCCCCUUGUUCCCCUCGUUCUCCUCACUCUCUGUCCCCUCCCUCUCCGACUGUAGAAGACCGCCCACAGGAAGAGGCGGAGCCAGUUAUUCAGGAAGAAACUGAGACAAAGAAGGAAGUGACCGAGGCUCUGAAGGAUGAAACACUUUUCUGUCAUGUGACAGCUGAUGGCAGCCAAUCAGAGCCCCCGAUUGAACCUGUCGCUCUGAUAACAGAACCCACCAAAGAAAAGCACCAAUCACAUGCUGAGCCUUCAGAGAGGAAGGAGGAAGAGGAGGAGGAGGAGGAGGAGGAGGAGGAGGAGCCUGCUGAAACUCCAGCAGCACCGGCCUCUCCUGAGCAGCAGCCAAUCAGGGAGCAGCAGAAGGAGGAAGAGGAGGUGCAUGAGGAGGAAGCAGCUGUUAGGAGGGAGGAGGAAGAGGAGGAGGAGGAGGAUGAAGAUAAAAGUUUCAAGCCUGAGGAGCAGUCAGAUGUGGAGGAGGAGGAGCCUGUGAGCCCUGUGCUGGAGCUGGACCCGUCUUUAGACAUGGAGGUGAUGGAGCUGAUGACCUCCUCAUCACCUCCUCCUUCACUCCUGCACCUUCCCUCACCCAGUCCGCCUCCCUUCUCCCGCCGGGGGAAAGGUCGGACACUCAGACCUCCCCCCUGCUCCACCCGACCUUCAGACGACCUCUCCAUCCGUCUGAGACAGUCUCCAUUCUCCACUGAGGCCUCCCCUGAGACCUCCCCGGUCAGAACUCCCAUGACGCCUCCUCCGCUCUCCCCACCUUCACCUCCUCUGAGGGUCUCUCCCUCUACCAGGGAGUCUCCACCUCUUUCAAGGGUAAAGAUGACUCCUUGUUUCCUCCUCCUCCUCCUGCUGCUCCUCCUCCUCUGUGUGACUCACCUGUUUUAUCUGCUCUCUCUCCAGCCUCAGGCUCCUCUCACCACUGUGAUCCCCCUGACUCCGAAGAUCGGGAUGGGGAAACCGGCCAUCUCUAAGAGGAAGUUCUCCCCGGGCAGAGCCAGGAUCAAACAGGUGUGUGUGAGACCUCUGGAGAGUCUCCGGUCGACUCUAAAGAUGAAACUUAGAUCUUGUUGUUAGUGAGUUUUUAUUGUUUCACUUUGAUAAUCUGGAUUAAGAUCAGAUUAUGAUUUGAUUGUGAAGAUUAUGAUUCUCACACAGAAACAUUUGAAACCAAACCUGAAAAAAGGAAAGUCCAGUUUUCUCGGUGAAGUUCUGCCGUGUUGGAGAGAGUGAUGUAACAGCUGUUUCUGUUUUUGAGAAGUACUCUUCCUCUUAAACUAAACUCUCUCUCUGUGAGGAUCCUUUCUCUCAUGUCAGAAACUUUAGCUGCGAUUCUGCUCAAGGCGAAAACAUACAGGAUGUGUAUUUGGAGCGUGGCAGCAGCGUCUCGUAUCUCGCAGCAAAUAAGUUUCCAUUCUAAACAAACCAGCAGAGCGUACAGGACGUCUAUCAGCUCCGUCGCAGCAUCGUAUCGAGAGCAGCUCUGCUAAAGAUACGCGGCGAGUCGAUUUUUUUCUGCUCUACGCUUCCAAUGGGGGUCAAUCCACACAGAGAAGAUCGUUCCAGACAGGAAGUCAAGAAAGAAAACCACACAUCAUCCAGUAUUUCAAAAUAAAACACCAUAUGUGAACUCCUGACUGUGGGAGGGGUAGCACUACGCUGCUGCUACGCUCCAAAUACACUGAUCCUGGAUGAGAUAUCCAACGCUGCUCUACGGAGCAAAUACAGAACAACACGCUCAAUAUAGAUCAUGGAUAUUUUCGGCCCAAGCGGUCCAGUUCACUCAGGUUUGGUUCUGUAGUGGUUCUUUUUCCAUUGUCAAAAGUGUAAAAAACAAAAGGACCAAAAUAACAGAUCCAUGCAACGGCUGCAGCUUCAGGAUUUACUGCAGCGACCUGGACCAGAGUUAGGAUUAAAGUCUGAGCAGGAAGAAUUAAGAGGACACACUUUGAGGAACUUUAUAUUCUUGUACCUGAAUUUCCCGUUUCUGUCCUUCAGUCACUCUGAUCGACCUCUAGGCCGCAGUGUUGUCCCUCUGUCCCAGUGGAUUAUGGGAAAUAUUCUCUUAAGCUUUAUGGAGGGAGAACCAGAAAGAUCUGUUCCUCCACAUCCUCUCCUUCUCUUCCUCCUCUUCCUCCCUGUCUGCCACUCACUGAAACCACUGCAUCCACUCUUGAUUCUGCAGCAUGUACACACACACACACACACACACACACACACACACACACACACACACACACACUCAUAAAGAUCAUGGCAUGAAGCUGUUUUUGUCUGUGAGUGAAUGUUGGCGUGUUGAGAGGAGGAGUCAGCUGAUCAAACGUCGGGUUUAAAGUUUAGCUCUCGCUACUUUGAAAACAGACGCUGAAAAUAUGAGCUGGUUGUCAUAGUAACGGUCAGACAUCAGUCUUCUCAGACAGACCGUCAUCCUUUAAACCUUUGCAUCACAAACAAUGAUCUUUGUAAAGACUCUUCACGUUCAUGCAAACUUAAAGUUCCUCCUCCUGUUUUUUAUUUGUUCUCUUCGAGAUGAAAAGUGUCUCGGUUCCUUUUUUUAUCUGUCAAAAACAAUUUAAUUUAAUUCUUUAAAGAUGUUAGUAAAUUGAAGAAACUUAAAGCCUCUUCAUGCUUACUUUCUUACUUUACCAAAACCUGUCUGUCCAUCUAACUGGACCAUAUAAACAGUCACGUGUUUAAAUCUCAUCUCUGCAGGAGCUUCAGUUUAACUUUGGUGAUAAUACUCAGUAGAUUCAAUGUCAGAUUUCACGUCUGUUGAACUCUUUAACAUUUUAUCGCAGAUCAAAUAAAUCCCUCAUCCUUUUGAAGACUUCCUAUGAUUUCUUUAAAAACUUUUUAUCCUGACAAUUUUCUGAUCAGCAGCUUCUGUGAUCGAGUUCAUUCUGUCCCUUAGCUUUUCAGACACACACAGCUGCUGUCUCCUCCUCUCCUCUGCUCUCCUCUACUCUCUCCUCCUCUUCUCUCUUCUCUCCUCUCUCCUCCUCCUUAUCUCCUCUCUCCUCCUCUCCUCUCUCCUCUCCUCUCUCCUCCUGUGUCUGUCUUUCUGAAGUGACAGUGAGCGCUGUCUGAGGGGAGGGGCCACGCCCUCACUGUUUUAGGGGCGGGGCCACGCCCUCGCUCUGGAACGGUUCGCGUCAUUAAACGUAUAGGACCUAAAAUUGACCUUUAGUUAGUUUCAUCACAGUGAGGGAUAUGACUCCUCCCACUCCGUGUGUACUUGUGUGACUGUCUGUUCUCUGAUUGGUUGCAUGUUGUUGCCAUGGUAACAUUGUCUCAUUAAGACCUCUGUUGUUUUUUUGCCUGAUUUGUCGUCUUCAGUUCUUUUUUGAAGUUUUCUUUUGUGGCUGUUGCAUUUAUGUUACUGCAUUUUGUCCCCCCCCACCUCCCCUUCUCUCUCCUUUCUCCUCCUCUACCUCCUCUUCUUCUUUUUCUCCCCCCCACCACCACCUUUCUUUGACCUUAUUCCAUCCACCCCCUCCUCCUCCUCCUCCUCCCUAACUCAGGGUUCGUGGUGGAGUAACCGCAGGGCGGUGAGCCCCCCCUCAUCCUCCCAGGAUUCCAUGGGGGAGGGAGGGUGGGACAGCCCUAAACCUCAACCACCGGACUCCCCCCUCUGGAGCAUGAGAGUGGUAAAGAAGCAGACUCUAAUAACUAACCCUCGAACCUACUAACUCUGUGUGCUCUACCCGCCCCGCAGGGAUGUAACCGUGUCAAAAACAAGCGCACCCUAACUGUCAGCCUGUCUGUGUGUGUGUGUGUGUGUGUGUGUGUGUGUGCUGGAGCUAACAGCAGCUCACUAACUGUGUGUGUCUGUGAGCGCCCUCACCCUCCUGAACCCGCUGAACACGGAGGCGUGAGCUUUAGCCUCCUGAUGAUCAGAAUCGGAGAGUUUGUUAAUAAUCCAAGAAUUAAUGUUGAACACGAACGUUUUCAUAUUUCAGUCAAAGAGAGAGAGCUCGUUUUCAAUUUGGCGCCAGCAACACUUUUUUAAAGCGUUUGAAAAGGACAACAGUUCUCCUUCCCCCCUCAGGGUCGGGGUUCAGGGUUUCCAGGCAGGAGGAGGUCCAGAGGAGGAGGCCUUGGAGGAGGAAGAGGAGGCAGAGGAAGGAGCCGACUGAAAACCCAGGACAGUCUGACGAUUUCACCCGGGGUAAGAACACACACACACACACACACACACACACACACACACACACACACACACACACACACAUCAGUGGAGGUGUUCAUGAGUGUUUCUCCUCCUCAGUCUGUGUAUGUGGAGCCGCCUCAGCCGAAGGAGGAGGAGGAGAACUCCAUGCACAACACAGUGGUGAUGUUCUCCACCGUAGACCACUUCACCCUCAGACAGGUACGCCUCCUCCAGACUCCAAAUCAUCUGGUCAGAUAAAAGGGUCACCAUGUUUCUCAUAAACCUCCUGUGUGUUUGUGUUUGUGUGUGUGUUUGUGUGUGUGUGUGUGUGUUUGUGUGUGUGUUUGUGUGUGUGUUUGUGUUUGUGUGUGUUUGUGUUUGUGUGUGUUUGUGUGUGUGUGUUCAGGACAUGUGUGUGGUGUGUGGCAGCUUCGGUCAGGGGGCUGAGGGACGACUCUUGGCUUGUUCUCAGUGUGGACAGUGUUACCAUCCCUACUGCGUCAACGUUAAGGUCAGUAUGAAAACACACUCCCACACCUGAGCAGGUAAUAGAAUCCCUUAAAGGAGACCUGUGACGCUGGUUUGUAUUUAAAUACAUAAAUAUAAUACAUAAACAACUUUGGAUGUUCAUGAAGUCCAACAGAGUUUCUGAACAUGAGUCUGAAGAGACAUCUGGGGAGUUUUAGCUUGAAUGUAACAUCAGGUGAUGCCGUCCUGGAAGGACAACGUUAGCGGACAUGUUAGUAAGCUCCUGUCCUGUCACACAGGGACAAUUAAACUGGAAGGAACAUUAAUUUACACAUAAUCAAAUAGAUGUGGCUGAUCUGGACACUAACCCCCAAUUUUCACCUCAUCUGGAACGGCUGCAAUUUUUUACCGGACGCUAAUUCCUACCAGAUCCGUUUGUGAAGCAGAUUUCACGGCUGAUUACGGACAGCAGGAAUCACGUUCAAUCGUGCGAUAACAAGUUGUCCCCUGAGCUGUGUACCGUUUAAAAACAGCUGAAGACGUGUUCCUGUAAUGAUCUUAAUUCUGUCUCUGGUUUCGUGUCCAGAUAACACGAGUCAUCCUGACCAAAGGGUGGCGUUGUCUGGAGUGUACUGUGUGCGAGGCGUGUGGCGAGGCCAGCGACCCCGGUCGUCUUUUGUUGUGUGACGACUGCGACAUCAGCUACCACACCUACUGUCUGGACCCGCCCCUCCACACCGUCCCCAAAGGAGCCUGGAAGUGCAAGUGGUGGGUCCACCUGUCCGUCACCCUUUACCGCCUGUACCUCACCUGUCAGUCAGCGGACUUUGAUGAAGAGUGUGUGUGUGUGUGUUUCUCCGCAGGUGUGUGUGGUGUGUGCAGUGUGGCUCCACCUCCCCCGGGCUGCGCUGUGAUUGGCAGUGUAACUACAGUCUGUGUGGACCGUGUGCCAGCCUGAGCCGCUGUCCUCUCUGUCAGAGACCGUACGUCCAGGACGACCUCAUCAUGCAGUGUCAGCAGUGUGACAGGUAACACACACACACACACACACACACACACGCGCACGCUGAAGUCCACGGUUCGAGAAUAAACUACGACAGAAUCAUUUUUAACAUCAUGAAAGGUUUAAAAGCUAAUCAAGAAACUGACAAUGUUCAAACACCAGACACAUAAAUAUACGUGCAGACUGAAGGAGAUGAUGGGUGUAAACGGUCAGCAAACAUUUGUGGUCAUUUUGGCGCCGUGGGCAGGUGCUACGCUGUAAACAUCAUGUGACUUUUUGUCAUUAAAAUGAAAAAUAGGUUUUUAAUAUUUGGAUUAAAGGCUUUGAAUGAAAAAAUAUUAAAACUUAACUCUGUGAAUUAAAUUAUAAAAAUAUGUGUGUGUGUGUGUGUGUGUGUGUGUGUGUGUGUGUGUGUGUGUGUGUGUGUGUGUGUGUGUACAGGUGGGUCCACGCCGUGUGUCAGGGUCUGCACACUGAGGAAGAGGUGGAGUCUGCUGCAGACGAAGGCUUUGACUGCUCACUGUGCCGAACACAAGGAAGAGGCUCCUACGGUAAACACACACCAACUUCAGGUCACAGUUUUCUGAUCUUUGUGGAAUUUUCACUCUGAAACAAAGAUCUCUCAUGUUGUCAGCUCAUGUUUAUUCGCUGUUAUUUAGACAUCUUGUGGUUUGUGUGUGUGUGUGUGUUUCAGGGAGGUCAGACAGUUUUGAGUCUCCCUACAUGGCUCAGAUCAUCUCCAGGAUCAGAGAACCGGGUCAGUCGGACUUUUUACUUCAAAGUUUGUUACUUUGCUGAAUAAAUAAAUCCAUUUUAAAACGUUUAAAAACUUUUUUUUUUCUGCUUAAAAAUGUUCAGUGAUCGAAGACUGAAAAAUAAACUCAUGAUAUUGUCGAUAACCUCACUCUGUGUGUGUGUGUGUGCAGACUCAAAGACCUACACUCAGGACGGAGUGUGUCUGACAGAGUCAGGUCUCUCUCACCUUCAGUCUCUGGUUGAACCGCUGACCUCACCGCGCCGAUACCGCAGGUAAACCCUCCGCUCUUCUUCUUCUUCUUCUGUGGUGGUUCUGCCUGAUUCACGGCGUUACAUGAAACUAAUCCUACAUAAGAGAUGAGUGUUGAGUACAUAUCUAGAGUGAAGCCUGGAAACAUAUAUGUUCUAUGUUCAGUCCUGUCAUUAAGACAAUGAUAAAGUUUCUCUUUAAGACUCACACUGCUCUAGCAGGAGCUCUGAUUGGUCGUUCAGCUGACACCUGUGUCCAUCCUGCAGGUGUAAACCCAAACUGAAGCUGAGGAUCAUCAACCAGAACAGUGUGUCUGUCCUCCAGACCCCACCUGACCCUGACAUCCCCACCUUGCAGGACCACAACAGAGGUCAGAGGUCACCUGUCUUAGUGUCCUGACCCUUAAAGUCCUCACAAAGGCACCAAAACAAGUCUCUGAACACACACACACACACAGGUGCUCUGGUUUUUGAACACAUCUCGGUACCUGUCUGUCUCUCUUCUCCAGGUGACUUAGAGUGUGAGAUGAAAUCUGACUCUAGUCCCGAGAGAGACCACGCCCACGAUGAUGACGUCCCCAAGGAGCCCGAGGUUACCGAUGGCAACAAGAAAAGGAAGAGGAAACCCUACAGGCCUGGUGAGGAAGAGAGAGAGUCUGUCUCCACCUGCUCACACCUGUCUCUGUCUUCACCUGACUACAGUUCUACCUGUCCAUCUCAGCCCUUCACCUGUCCUCACCUGUCUCACUUGUCUCACCUGUGUCAGGUAUCGGGGGGUUCAUGGUGCGUCAGCGCGGCGGGAAGCUCGGCCCGAGCAGAAUCAAACUGUGCAGGAAGGAUUCCACAGAGACGCUCCUGGGUCACGACGAAGGUGAGACGGCCCUCACCUGUACCUGUGGACACUCCUCCUCCUCCUGUGUAAACACACUCACCUUAACUCUCACCUGAACUCUGUGUUUAGACGUUACCAUGGAGACGGGCGACCAGACGAUGGAGAAGGUGAAGAAGAGGUACAGAAAGAAGAAGACGAAGCUGGAGGAGGCUUUCCCGUCAUACCUCCAGGUAACACACGUGCACACACACAUGCACACGUACACUCAGCAUCCUCAGUGAAUCCCUGCGUCCUGAUUGGCUGUCUCUCUCUCUGCUCAGGAGGCGUUUUUUGGGCGGGAUCUUCUGGAUCGGAGCCGGCAGGUGGAAAAGAGGGUGGGGCCAGCUGCACCGGGUCAUAUCCAAUCAGGGACAGGAACCGGAAUCACAAAAGUCCCAAACACUGGAGUACAUGGCCCCGCCCCUUCAGGUCUGCAAACUGGUGCCAUGGCAACCAACGCCAUCAGGAAGCAGGGGACGCUGCGUGAGUUUCUAACCUAUGACGCCAUUAAAAAAAAAUCAUUUUUAUUAGUUUUUCAUUUUUUUUCAUCUCAUUUGUGUUUGAUAAACACGGAGAAUCGUGUGUGUGUGUGUGUGUGUGUGUGUGUGUGUGUGUUUGUGUGUGUGUGUGUGUGUGUGUGCAUGCCCAUGUGUGUGAUGUUCAUCCAGCCAUGUCGGAGGAAGCUCUGAUGGAUCUGUCUGAUGUUCUCAAUACUGACCCUCACAUACUGGCUACAGGACACACAGGUACACACACACACACACACACACACACACACACACACACACACACACACACAGUGACAGUGAGGAUGAGAGAAGAUGGCAGCAAAAAAAACAACAGAUUGUGUUUGUGUGACUGACGGGUGAUAUUUAGACAGGAAGGAGGGAUGAGGAGGGUGAGGAAGGAGACAAAAGGAAGGGAAGGAGGAAACAGACAACAGGUGACAUAAAAGGAAAGGAGGAAAGAAAACAACUGAAUGUAAGGAUGAGGAAAUGAGAGUUUUACCCCCAAUUUCCACCUUCAUCCUGAUCGUCUCUGAAAAGGUCGUAUCCUCCGAUCGUAGCUGAUCGUCGGGCACAGACACAAAAUAAAACAUCCGACGAACAAGUGAAAGGUUUUUAGACGUCAUUUCACCCCGAUGACACCAUGGAUGAGGAGAUGCUGAUUCUAGAAGUCCAGAAGUAGAUUUCCUCCUCAGGAAGGACACAAUCUACUGCUUAUGUGUCUAUGUGUCGAUUGAACAUGAAUCCGCAGGUUCUUGUGAUUACCGCUGUCCGUAAUCCGCCAUGAAAUUGGCGUACGGUCGCCGCCGUUCCUGAUGCGGUGUAAACUGGGGGUAAACCUGCACUGAUGUUCACACAUUUACAGUCACAGUUCAAUUAUCUUCCUCCGUCUCCUCACACACACAAACACACACGUGUGUUUUCAUGGUUUUCCUUCAUUUCCUCCUCUUCUCAUGUUUCAUUUUUUGAUGCCGAUCAGUUUAAUCACUGCGUCGUUAUUGAUUUUCGGGAUGUUACAGAUUCACUCAGUGAUGUUGAAACUGUGGGUCAGUCUUUCCUCAAAGCAGGGCCGAUAUUUUCAGAUAUUUAAAGUUUAUCAGCUCAGAGGACAGAGACUCUGAAGUCUUCAUGUUCACCAGAGAGCUGAGGACUGAAUCAGAGACUAAAGAUCACGGAUGACUGAUUUAGAGAUCGAAGAGGAGACGUUCAGAGGGGUUAGAUAUCAGACAGCUCUCUGUAGGACUCUGUCUCCCUGACGUUGUCGAUGUUGUGUGGUUGUGAACCGCUGAACGACACCAACGAAGAAGAGUUUCCUGCAGGAGUUUUGUCCUCGCUCAGACGAUGACAGAGUUUGUUUGUUUUCAGGUCAGUUCACGGUGGAGCGCUCGCCCUCGCCGUUUGGUAAGACUCUGCAGGACAACCUCAACCCUCCUCCUCCUCCUACUCCUCUUCUUCUUCCUCCUCCUCCUCUUCUUCUUCCUCCUCUUCUUCUUCCUCCUCCUCCUUCUCCUCCUCUUCUUUCUCCUCCUCCUCCUCCUCCUCCCGGAGUCUGGUUUUCAAACCUCCUCCCUGGAUUUCGUUCUUUAGUUUCAUUAUAACCGACUAACAAACCUUCCUCUCAGAUUUCUGCAGCACCUCCUCUUCCUCCUCCUCAAAGAUCCUCCUCUUAUUCUGCUGUUGAAGCCUCCUGCUCACUAACUCCCUCUCUCUUUCUCUCUUUUGUUUGUCUGUUUUUAACGUCUCUCUCUCUCUCCCUCUCUCUCCAUCUCUCCAUCAGCUGGUCUGGACAUUGGCUCCAUGGCUGACUCUUUGACAGGAAGUGGUGGGCGUGGUCAGAGGGCGGUGCCAGAGGAGCCUCUGGACGCCAUCCUGAGUCCUGAGCUGGAUAAGAUGGUUUCUGAUGGUGAGUUUGAGACGCUAAACUGACAAGAAUUCAAACAUUUAGAGGAGGUGUCUGUAAAUCUCAGAGCUUUUAUCUCUGUCAUCUGUUGUUUUCGGGUUUUUAAAUAUUUUCUGUUUGAUUUUCCGUCAGUUUUAACCUGAUCAGUAAUCAAUUAAUACCAAACAUGACUUUUAGAGAUCAGCUGACUGAUCAAUCAUGUUUUUCUGCUGCAGGUGCCAUCCUCAGCAAACUCUACAAGAUCCCAGGUAAGACCCGCUCCUCUCCUCACAGUCCAUCUUCUCAGGGUUCUGGAGGAUCUCAGAUCUGAGUUCUCAGGACCUGUUUAGAGGAACCUUUGUGAGAGUUCCCGCCCCUCAGCACCAGAGCGACUUUGAUUGGUCUAUUAGUGAAUUGAUUGGUUGAACGUAAAAGCCGACUCAGCCGCACUAAAAAUUGAGAGACGCAGUAAAAACAGGAGCUGACAAACAGCUGAAGAUGUGUGUGUCAGUGUGUGUGUGUUAAUGUUUGUGUGUGUUUGUGUGUGUUUGUGCAGAGCUGGAGGGGAAGGACGUGGAGGAGGUGUUCACCGCCGUCCUGAGUCCAAACAGCAGCGGCAACAGCCAACCAGAGCAGAGCCAACACACACACACUGCUGGGAGCAAGACCAACACACACCACCACCCGGGUACACACACACUCACACACACACAUUUUUAUUAUCAUUAUUAUUAAUAUUAAUAUUAAAGGUCGACCUCCUCUGUCCUCCUCCUCUCCAGGCGCCGUGUUUCCUCGUCUUCCUCUCAUGAACGGCCUCAUGGGAGCUUCCCCUCACUUCACCAACGCUCUCAUGAUGCCCGGCGGCGCUCAGGCUCCAGCGGGGUUCAGGUUGCCCCCUCCGGAAAACCCAGGCCCCACCCCCAGACUGGCCUCCACCAAUCAGACGCCAGCAGGUGAGGGGGAGCAGGACGUGAUGUCGACGGCGCAGAGAGGAACGCUCAAGUGGGAGAAAGAGGAAUGUCUGGGGGAGAUGGCCACCGUCGCCCCCGUCCUCUACACCAACACCAACUUCCCCCAACUGAAGGAGCAGUACCCAGGUAUUCACACACACACACACACACACACACACACACACACACACACACACACACACACACACACACACCUGCACUUAAUCAAACAUACAAACACAACUUUCAAAAAUUUGAUUGAAGUUUGAAGUUAUUUGGUUUGUGAUUUAUGUCUGUUUUACCAUAACCCUUUGUGUGUGUGUGUGUGUGUGUGUGUGUGUGUGUGUGUGUGUGUGUGUUAGAAUGGUCCGCCAGAGUGAAACAGAUCACCAAGCUGUGGAGGAAAGCCAGUUCCCAGGAGAGGGCGCCCUUCGUGGUGAGUUUGGUCCUCGGCUUGUUUUGAUUCCAUGAUGAAGCUCCGCCCUCCCCCCACUACAUGGUCAUUAGGUCACAUGUUUGGGUCCGUACCUGUGACGCAGGUGUUUGUUUCCUUUCUCUCGCAGCAAAAAGCCCGAGAUAACCGCGCCGCUCAGCGCAUCAACAAGGUGCAGCUUUCCAACGACCCGCUCAAACGCCACCCGCCGCUGCAGCAGCAGCAGCAGCAGCAACAACAACAACAGCAGCAGCAACAGCAGCAACCUGUACCGCUGCCUGGACCCUAUGACCCCAUUUCCAUGGAGACAGAUGGGACAUUUAAAGACCCUCUGAGGCCCAAAGAGUCUGAACAGGAGCAGGAGUGGAAGCUGAGACAGGUGAGUAGUUUUUGAGAGUUUGUCUUUAACUCAUCAACGCCAUCAUGAAGUAGAGCCUGAGAGAGAAACCAACACAAGACUGCUGUCAGCUUUUAUUCUGAAGGGAUCCUGUUUUAUUCUGAAGGGAUCCUGGUUUAAAUGCCAGACAAAGUCACCGUUCAUGCUGUGGUCACUUUAAGAGUAAAAGGCCUAAAAACACAGACCGCAGAAGAGUUUCGACAUUUCUAAACUUACAGGUGGGGUAGUCAAGAUCUGAUGAACUCUACCCCUCCUAACCAGUUUUUCCCUCAGCUCCUCCCCUCCCUCUCUGCUUUAGAAAGCCCCGCCCACAAACAGACGCUCCUGCUCGCUCGUAUCGUUCCAAUUAAAUUCAGAUAUAAUGCAGAUAAAUACUUCAGAUCAUUACAAAUGGGGCCCAGUCAAGGUGAAAGUCAAAAGCAUUGGUGCUACUGUAGAUGCCAACAGACUACCAGCAAACACAAUGUUUGCAGGACUUCUACAACGAGGAUAAAGUGACAUAGUCCAGGACCCGAGGGAGGACAGUUUAGCGAUGGCGCUACAACACGCUACAGCAGGUCCGUUUGACAAGAAACACUUCUGUUACAGACACUUGUCUUACUUUGUUAAAGCGGUUUACCUGUCCAGCAGAAAGGUUACAGGGUCACCAAGAUCCCCAAGCGUCCCCCAUGGUUUAUGUUGACCCGGCUUUUUAGCUCUUGUCCGGUCUACCUCCGUUUUAAGCGCCCGUUAUUCCUCCAGAGUCUCCGGUAUUUACUUUGUUUUCUUGCUUGUGUCGGCAGUCGUGCCCAAAGGAGGAUUCAGACAAUUUUCCGAACUUUCUGGUUGGUUUCUACUGUCCGAUAUUGUAGCACGCUAACUUUGUUUGGGCUCCUGAACGACACGGGGGAGCAGCGUCUGCCUCACAACCAGUCAGGUCGAGUAGGCGAAGAUGCUUCUUUUUACAGAUUCCCGCCGACCCCACCUUUAAUUCAAAGUCGUCCAAAGACAAGAGACGUCACUGUCUCAACUUCUGUGUAAUCUGUUUCUGGCAUCAAAUUUAAAGUGAGAAUUCAUUUCUCUUAAAACUUUUUAACUUUUCUGUUUUGUAAUCAUCCUUAACAAAGGUGAAGUUCCUGUUUUCUGCCUCUAGGGGGCAGUGUGUUCAUAAAAAUCGGAUAAAUAUACAAGCUCUUAUCAUCACAGCAGGCUGGUGUUGGUUUCCCGCUCUGAGCAGUAACCAUAGUAACCUGCAGGCUGCAUUCAGGGGGGAGUCAGGUGGAUGGGGAGGGGGGGUCAGAUGAUGUCACUGUGAUGAAGAUGAUGUCCCCCCUCCCCCCCACACUAACGUUGUCAUGUAAUUGUCAUUGAAAAGGGAGAGGUUAAUGACAGAUGGGGAGCCGGUAAGAAGAGGCAGCAAAAUCUCCCCCAAAGCAAAGCCCUAAAAUCACCAUCUGAUAAAGAUUGUCCCUACCAGGCACCUGUAGCAGGAGGGGGCACAGAGUCUCUGGUAAGAUCUCAAGAAGAACCUGUUCUGGGCAGACUGUCCUGGAUCCAGAACCAACUGAAAUCCUCUUACUGUCCUGGAUCUGUCUGCACUUGUACACACACACACACACACACUUCGGUUUGCAAUCUGUUAUCCUGGAGGUCAGAGGUCGAGCGCUAGAAUUAAAAAUGAACUUUUGGGUCAGAAAGUUUUUCUGAAUAUAAAAAGUUUUGAAGAAAGAAAAAAACGAUCCGGUACCAGAAGAUUCUGGACCUCCAGGACCUCCAGGAUGUGAACUCUGGAAACUCGAGGUGUCUGACUGACAGACUCAGAACUAAAGAGGGUUUCAGACGGACGGACCAGGUGGGUCUUGCGUACUGAUUCUGGGCCAGUUUACCUAUCAAGAAACACGGGAGGGUGGGCGGGGCUAAACUGCUUUAAACCUUAAUUAUCAUGGUGUCAUUUGAGGGACAUCUGAAGUGGAUUUGGCCCAGAACGAGUGUGCAGGACCAGAGUCUGUCUCAGGACUGACUGAUUUUAUUCUGAAGGGGUAAAGCUGCCUCACUCUGAAUGUGUCUCUGCUGUCGUCCUUUAACCCCCCCACCCUUCGCUCUGAUCUGAGAACAGCUGCUACAGUUUUCUGAGUUUAAAUACCGAGGCGUAUAUCUGACCUUUGAACUCUGACACUGAGCUUCUACACGUCCAAACAGUCAGUGGAUUAAAACUCUUUCAGUCGGCCGACUCUUCGCUCUUCUUCUGUAACCCUCUCAGCCCCGAGCUCCUCCUUCUUACGCUCUGUCUGAUUUCACCAGGGUCCUACUUCCUGUCACUAAUCGGGUCUUUGCUGAUGCUCUCCCUGCCUCAGGCUUUGGCAUCCCACAAAUACAAGUACCUGUUAACUGUCCAUGCUUGGGAAGCUGGUUCCAGUGUUAACUCCAGUGUUCCCCAUAUACAGAGGCCACAGUGGUCACUGUCUGAUCUACCAGCCUGGACCUUCUGCUGCAUGUUUCCCUCAGCUGUCUUUAGUGUUGGGCGGUAUGACGGUAUAAACCGUGUGACGAUACAAAAGCGUCUACCAGUAGAAAUUUUGCUCUACCGUUUGUACUGGAGAGAGAGAGAGCAGAUGUUGGAUGUUACCCAAACAGGUAUUAUAAGUAUAUAUAUAUAUAUAGACAGCCGAGGACCGUUGAACCAACAUUCAUUCAGGAGCCACAUUUUCAGUCUGAAGCUCCUUUUCCAUAUUUUUCUGAUUCCGCAUGAACACGGCGUGUUCUCCUCGGCGUGUUCUCCUCGGCGUGUUCUCCUCGGCGUGUUCUUCUCCUGCUGAAGGACGACAGCAGCUUCACUUUCAGUGUGAGCAGGUGUGAAGAAGCAGGUGAGAGACAGACAGGAGAGGGCAGGAAAGACCGUCCCUAAACAGGACUAGAACCCCAGACCCUGAACCCUGAACCCUGAACAGCUGUUUGCGCUGAAUUCAUCACCCAGAUCCAUGUUUACUGAGCGAGCAAGAGAGAGAGAGAGAGAGAGAGGGACAGAGAGCAUGAUCAGACGCCAUGUCAUCAUUUAAACUCCAUCUGCUAAGAGCGACCAGCACUCUGACUCACUGUGUGUGUGUGUGUGUGUGUGUGUGUGUGUGUGUGUGUGUGUGUGUGUGUGUGUGUGUGUGUGUGUGUGUUCAGCUGAUGCGUCAGAAGAGUAAGCAGCAGGCCAAGCUGGAGGCGACUCAGAAGCUGGAGCAGGUGAAGAACGAGCAGCUCCUUCAGCAGCGGCAGCAGCAGCUCCUGGCGGGUCAGCUGUCCCCGGACACCGGCAGCCGCAGCCCCAUGACCCCCAGCCAGCUACCCGCCGUCGGGGGCAACGCCUCCCCCCUCCAACCGCAGGCCUCCAGAGAGUCCAGACAACACCUCUUUCAGGGAUCAGGACUGGCUGAUGAUGUCUUCCUCAGACCCCAAGCUCCUCCCCCCUCUGGUUUCUCCUCGCUCCCUCACUCCCCCCACUCCUCCUCUCCUCUCCACCAGCCCCCGUCCUCUCCUCAGAUGUUCUCCCCGCCCUCCUCACGUCCCUCCUCCCCCUGGGACCCUUACAGUAAGGUCGUAGGGACUCCUCGUCCCACUUCCUCCCAGACCGGCGGCCCGCCUGCCCCUCAGCAGCGCCGUAACUCCCUCAGUGCCUCCCCCGCCCACGAUGCCUUUGGAUCUCCUGCACCGUCUCCAGACUCCAAACCUCCAGACGUCUCCAGGACCCUCAUACCCCAACCAGGUGAGUUCCCACCUCCUCCUCUGCACUGACUCCUCCCCCCUCCUUUCUUCUGACUCUGCUGAUGAUCCCUCGUUUCCUUGUUUCCUCCCUCCUUGAUUCCUCCUCCAGGUCUACAGCAGAGCAGAGCAGGUAUGAUGACCCCUCCUUCUGGCUCCGCCCCCGAUCCUUCAGUCCGACAUGUGGGGAUGCGAGCCGCAGAGACCUACCAAAGGACUCCUCAUAACAGCAACAUGCGCGUCGAGCAGUACCGGGUUGGAGAUCUGGUCCAGGGCGGGCUGUUCAAAGCCCCCAUGCCCCCCCAGCACCAACACCAGAUGGAGGGAGGGGGGAGGCGGGACCCGUCUAGACCCACAGACCUGGGCUUUACCCUCCCCCAGCCCCAGGAUUCGGCCUUCCCCUCCAGUCCGCUUUCAGGACUCGGCUCCCCCCACCGCAGCCCUUAUACCCAGACACCCGGAACCCCCAGACCGGACUACACCCAGCAGAUCCCUGACCCCUUCACCCAGCAGUCACCUCUGACCUCUCGACCCUCACCCGAUCCUUACACCAACCCUCAGACACCCGGGACGCCACGGCCUCAUUCAGACCCCACGUACUUACCCACUCCUCCUGCACUGAGACUGGACCAGUACAACCAGCAGUCUGCGAACCGCCGACCGUCCCCGUCCCACCCAAACCUGGACCCCUACUCCUCCAACCCAGGGACACCCCGCCCAACUGGCAGCGAGCGCUUCCCUCGAUCACCCGGAAACCAGCGGAGCAGCGACCCUUAUGCCCAGCCCCCGGGUACACCACGACCCUCCCCGGACACCUACGCCCAACAACCCUCCACGCCGCGACCCCAGAAGGCCCCUGAGCCCCUCAGCCAGCCCCCCACAGAGACCUUCACCCCUCAGGCCACAGGGUCUGUAUCAUCCCCCCUCGCUCCAGGACUGCAGGGAGAGACCGUGACCUUCAGCGGAAUCCACCACCAGGUAACGGAUCACAGUCAGAACAUUUUAAGAACACACAAACCGAAUUAUCGCCUUAUUCCGAUUAAGAUCGGACAACUGAAGUGCGUGUAAACACCUUAUAGGGAAUUUCCACCUUCAUCCUGAUCGUCUCCUAAAAGGUCGUAUCCUCCGAUCGUAGCUGAUCGUAACCAUUCAAGUUAACGUGUCAAUUUACACCGACUUCUUUCCGUUCCUCUGAGGAUCGCCGGACUCCUCAGCUGAUCACAAGAGUUCUAUUUUUUCCAGACGCUGGAGUCUCUCUGUGUCCACAGUCUUCUAACAAUGCCAUCUAGUGGCAUGUCUGGGUACAGCAGUGAUACUGAAGCUGAAUUAGAUUAAUUCACUUAUUUAAUAAAACAUCAAACUAAAUAAACACUUUUUUCUCUCUGGUCAGCUGCAGCAGUCUCCAGGACGACAUCAACAUCAGCAGCAGCAGCAGAAGCCCGCUGUGAUGUCAGAGGACUUUCCUGGAUUAGCCGGUCAGACUCCGGUCCACGACCCCUUCGAGCAGGGUCACAUGACAUCAGGCCCCCCACAGGUAGACAAGACAACAACCAAUGAGAUCCCGGCUCUGACUGCAGAUGGACCAAUGAGCAUGCUGCCUCAGCUGGGAGACUCAGAGGAGAAGCUGAGACAGGUAGGACAGGUGGAUUCUGGUUUCAGGUGACUAACGUGGUUCUGAUGGCGGUUUUCUGGUGCUCACCUCUUCUUCUUCUUCUUCUUCUUCUUCUCUGUCCGUCUGUUGCAGCGUCAGCGUCUACGUCAGCUCAUCCUGAGGCAGCAGCAGCAGAAAAGUGCGUUACGACUGGAGAAAGGUCUCCAGGAGGCGGCCUCAGGAGCUCCUGUACCUCCUGCUGCUCCUCCUGGAUCCACUCCUGGUUCUGUAAGUCCAUGUCACUGGUCCCAGGAGGACACCUCCUCUGCUCCUCCAGCGGACCUGUUUGGACGUCCUCCACCCCCGUACCCUGGCACAGUCAGGCCUGCUGGGCCAAGAGGUGCUCCGGCCCCACGGUUCCCUGGAGGUUUCCAAGGAGAGCAGCAGAGAGGGUUCGCCCCCACAGAGCCUCCCUUCCCCAGACAGGGUCUCCCCAGACAGAUGGGAGUCCGAGGACCAGUCCCCAGGUUCACCGCUCCUCCAGGAGCUCCUGUGGGUCUCCAGGACUCAUUCCUACGUCCUCCUCAGGGAUCAGUGCCUGGACCUGGGCUUACUGUGGUGGAAGGAGUCCCGGUCCAGAUGAGGAGGCCUCUGUCGGGGGAGUUUAUGGGUAUCAGACCCCUCGCUGCUCCUAAUGCUCCUCCUCACAUGAUUCCAGGUGAGACAGACGAGUCCUCACCUCCUCCUGCUCUUCUCCUCGUCACCCUGACUGUUUAUAUUUGUGUUGAGGGCUGUACCUAACGAUGACUGUUUUAUUGAUUAAUCUGACAGUUAUUUUUUAAUUAAAAACUUGUCCUGUUAUUUAAUUCGAUGAUUUACCAGCCUGAGGUUAUUGUUGCUUAGCUAACUCAGAGUUACAAUGACUGUCGAGUAACAAUAAAUAACAUUCAGGCCACCUUUCAUUUAAUAGUGAGAAGGUCAACCAACCAAAAAGGCACAUCAUUUUGCAUUGCAUUGUGGGCCGCGGUCGGCAUAAUGAUGGCAACAGUGUUUGUUUACAUCGCUAAGUUAGACACGGCGUUAGAUAACAGCGUUUUCCCUUUAUGCGAUCGAUCGUGACGCACCGCCACGGUUAGAUAAAAGACGCCACACUUUAAAAAUGAGUUUUUUCUUGCGUGGAUCUACCUCAGACUCAUGUAUCAGUGACACGUGUGCGGCGGAGCUCGCGUGUGCCGAGUAUUAGCAUGAGUGAGGUAUCAUCGGCGAUCACACAGCUGAUUAAUUAGCGAGUUAUCGGACAACUGAAAGAACAAACUGAUGCUUAACAGCUGAAAGCCAGGAAGAACAGGAGGAGCUGCUGAUAGAUCAGGAUGAAGUAGGUUUGAAAUCAACGCCAUCAGGUGGAGCUUGUUUGCCGUCCACGCCUCCGCCGUUACCUGAAGUAGCCAUUGUCUACGUCAUCAUGUGUCGACGAAUCGCCCCAGUCCUACUUCUGUUUGUUUUCAUGAAUAUUUUCAGAGAUCAGAACAAAACACUGAAACCUGACGUGACCUCUGACCUCUCCUCCCCUCCAGGUGUCCCCCCCCAGCCCUUCCUCCCUCGCUCCCUCCCCCUCCAGCAGCACAGCAUCAUGGGACAGCCCUACAUCGAGCUCCGACACCGCGCCCCCGAGAACCGCCUGAGGUUGCCCUUCGCUCUGCCCCCAGCCCCGGACUCUGAGAACCCCCUCCUCCAUCCCCGGGACCCCCACCACUCUCAGAUCAGGCCGGGUCAGGUGGGGAGGAUGGGUGAGACGUCGUUGACGGAGCAGCACCUCGGUCACACGGCGGCGCUUACGCAGAGCGGCGAGGCAGCGGGGGCUGAUGGGAUAGAGGAACACUUAGAGGGGGAGGACUCGGCGGUGAAGGACCUGGAGGACGUGGAGGUCAAAGACCUGGUCGACCUGAACCUGAACCUGGAUCCUGAGGACGGUACGCCGCCAUCACUCACUGUAUCCGGGUCUUGGUUCUUGUUGUGAACCCGUCCAGACCCGUGACCCGUUUCUGUCUCUGUUCUGUUUCAGGAAAAGAGGACCUGGACCUGGGUCCCAAUGACCUCCACUUGGACGACUUCCUGUUGUCGGGGAAGUUCGAUCUGAUCGCUUACGCCGACCCUGAGCUCAACCUGGAGGACAAGAAGGACAUGUUCAACGAGGAGCUGGAGCUGGGGGAGCCGUCAGAGGACAAAGACGGGGGAGACAAGAGAGACGGCGGGGCGAGGAAGACGGAAGGCCACGCCCUCUUGAUGGGUCAGAUCAAACAGGAAGUCAAGACAGAAUCCAGAGACGGGUUGGGUCAACAAGGGGUCAGCACCAUCAGCAGACCACCGGCCCCUCCAGGAGCUCCAAGGGGUCCAGGGUCCAUCCAGCCGGGUUCUUCUGGACUCCACAUGAAGGUGGGACCUCCUCUGAUCGAUCAGGUUUUCAUUCUCCACAGUUUGAGGAGCAGCUGAUCAAUAAAAUCAACAAUAAUCAAUAAAGUCUCUGAUCGUUUCCUUCCUCCAGGAGAAGGGGGACGACUCUGGAUCUGCUGCCCAGGAUCAAGCUCUGCUGUCGGGCAUGACCGCCCAGGUUCAGCCCCCCCUGGCUGGAGGUAAAAACAUCUGAUCAAGAUCUUCAUCAAGAUUAUUGACGAACUAUUAUUGAUCGAUCAGUUUAUCAAAGUGAUGAAGCCAAAAUUCAUCCACCUCAUCCUUUCUCCUCCUCCACCUCCUCAUGUGUCUCCUUCUCUUUCCUCUCCUCCUCUCAGGUCCACAGUCCGUCUUCCAGCAGAGACCUUUCGGACCUCCUCCAUCCUCUUCAGGUGUCUUCACCUCCCCCCCUCAGGGUCUCCUGGUACCCCCCAACCCCAGUUUGACCCCUCAAGGCUCCUCUGCUCCUCCUCAUCCUCUGUCCCUUCAGCCCUCCGCCCAGCCUCCCCUCCUCCUGAACUCACAGGCCCAGUCUCCACACCCAGGAACCUCCACACAGACCCAGAACCAGGCGGUCUUCCUGCAGAACCAAAACCAGGAUCCGAAGCACCGUCCUCUUCUCCUGGAGGAGCAGCCUCUGCUCCUGCAGGACCUCCUGGACCAGGAGCGCCAAGAGCAGCAGCAGCAGAAACAGAUGCAGGCCCUGAUUAGACAGAGAUCCACCCCGGAACCAGUGGUCCCCAACAUUGGUAAGACCAGGACCAGGACACAGGAUGGUAGGGGAAGGUCCCGCCUCCUUUGCCUCUGAUUGGCUAGAAGUGCUGGGCUCCGAUUGGUUAUUCUUUAUGGCUGUGAAACAUCGUCUGUCGGGUUAGGAGAUUCAGAAGUGCGAUAAUGUUCUGUUUGACGUACAGAGCCGACAGCCCGUGUUUGGCCUGAGCAUGUGAUGACGUUUCACAGCCAAUCAGAGGCAAAGGAGGCGGGACCUUCCCCUACCAUUCUACGAAAGAAAACAUCACGACCAGGACCACUAGGCAGAUCUUUGAACUUGUUUUCGUACUUUGAUGAUGAGUUGGUGUGUUUGUUUGUGUUUGUUCAGCAGACUUUGACUCCAUCUCUGACCCCAUCAUGAAGGCUAAGAUGGUGGCUCUGAAGGGGAUCAACAAGGUGAUGACGCAGGGCAACUUGGGCCUCAACCCCAUGGUCAUCAACAGGUAGGACGACCUUUGACCUUGAGUAUUUAACCUGAAGGCAGGGCUGGGCGAUAAAUAUAUGAAUUAGAACCAAGUAUCAAACAACUCCAUCAUAGCAGACAGCAGCUCCACCCAACCAUAGCACUUUAACAGGUGAAGCCGACAGCACUGUUGGUGAGAAACAAAGAAAAUGAGUGCUACCCCCGACAGAAAUGACCAUGAAGGCUCAACAGAUGACCAUUCAGUCGGCGUUCUCUAGAGCGACGCCUUACGACAAAACGCCAAAGAGACACAAAGACCUCACAGAUGCAGGAGAUUAUUGUGUUGGAAAAGACAUGAGACCAAUAAACACUGUUAGAUUUUUAUAUCCUGAUAUUUAUUGAUAUCAGCUGAUAUGAAAAAAAUAUAUCGUGAUAAACUUUUUCUCAUAUCGUCCAGCCCUACUUUGACCUGAAGAGUAAAAGGCAGAAAUGUGUCGAAGCUUUAAAACCAGGAACUUAUCAGACCGUAGUCACACCUGACGUCCGAUCUGUUUCACAGGUUCCAGCAGACUCCAGGGACCCUGGUGGCUCCUGUGGCUCCAAGUUCAGGGAACUCAGCCCCUCCAACUCCCAACGUCGUGGUCCAGGUGUGUAUGACCUCGAUGGGGCUGAAGCGUGGGAUUGUUUUUAGUAUUUUAAUCCAGGAAGUGAUGUCUGGUGAGUGUGACCCUCAGUCCAGAUGAUCGUUUGUUUUCUUUUCAGGACAAGAAGUUGAACCCUCCUCUGGUGAGACCCAACCCCCCCAGCUUCGGCCAAGGCUUCGUCAGUAAGUGUCAUCAUCUGUCAUGAUAAUGAUCAUUCAGUAACCAUGGUUACCACCUUUGCACUCUUUAAUACUAAAUGAAAAGAGGAGAUCGUCUCUCUGAUGAUCGGGGUUAUUAAUCCGCCCUCUUCCUCCCUCAGACGAGUCUCAGCGGCGGCAGUACGAGGAGUGGUUGGGGGAGACGCAGCAGCUCCUGCAGAUGCAGCAGCGCCUCCUGGAGGACCAGAUCGCCGCCCACCGCAAGACCAAGAAGGCUCUGUCGGCCAAACAGAGGACGGCCAAGAAGGCGGGGCGACCGUUCAGCGAGGAGGACACCGCCCAGCUGAGGAACAUCACUGAGCAGCAGGGGGUGGUGCAGAAACAGCUGGAGCAGGUACGCCUGGUCUACACACACACACACACACACACACACACACACACACACACACACACACACACACACACACACACACACACACGCACACACACACACACACACAGAUGUGGACUCAAACACUCACAGAUGGUGUCGAUGUUUCGGUUCAGAUCCGGAAGCAGCAGAAGGAUCACGCCGAGCUGAUCGAGGACUACAGGACCAAACAGCAGCAGAGAGCUCUGCACCAACCAGCCGGACCCCCUAUGAUGCCCACAGGAGGACCCCCCAUCCCCCAGACCCUCCUCUCUCAGCCUAUAGUGCCCGUGCAGCCCCACACAGUUGGCCCCACGCCGGUACGGGUCCCGAACGUCCCCCCUGGUCCUGGAUGGACCCCAGGGAUGAUGGGACAGAGGAUGCCUCCUCAUCUGCCUCGUCAGAUGCCCCCCGCUGUGCCCAACGCCCCCCAGGCCCCCCCUCACCCUCAGCCUGCAGCAGCCAUGGUGCCUGGGCUCCGACCCCCCACUGCAGGCUUUACUCCAGGCCCACAGGGGCCCACCGGAGGACCCACAGGACCACCAGGAGAUGGAGUCCCUCCUCAGGUAAGACACCUGAAACAUUUUCACUGAUGGAGAAUCAGACUGUGAGGACAGGACAUCAAGACCUGUCUGUGUGUGUGUGUGUGUGUGCGUGCGUGCGUGUGUGUGUGUGUCUUUUCCCACCUGCAGGUGAAGUUUGACGACAAUAAUCCGUUCAGUGAAGGUUUCCAGGAGAGAGAGAGGAGAGAGAGGCUGAGAGAGCAGCAGGAGAGGCAGAGGGUUCAACUCAUGCAGGAGGUAAGACACACACACACACACACACACACACACACACACACACACACACACACACACAGACACACACACACACACACACACAGGAGAAGAAGAACACUUUAAACACACUCCUGUUCCUCCCUCAGGUGGAGCGUCAUCGCGCCCUGCAGCAGAGGCUGGAGCUGGAGCAGCAGGGUCUCCUCGGACCCUCUUUGGGUCCUGGAGUAGGAGCCCAACCCCAGUCUGGAACCGUUAGACAGACACCUGGUCCUGCAGGUCCUCCUGGAUCCACAGCCUCCCCGGGGGGUGACGGUCUCUCCCAGAUGCCGUUUUUCAGCUCUGAGCUGCCCCAAGACUUCUUACAGUCCCCUCCGGCCUCCAGACCGUCCCCUCAGCACCAGGGCCAGGUGGGGGCGCCCUUUGGUCACUCGAGCUUCAUUGGUGGACCACAAAACCCUGGACGGACCCUGACGGAACACGGACCCCCCAUGGAUGUGGCUUCUUCUAACAUCCAGACCAGACCGAGGCUCUCCGGCCCCGCUGGUCCUCUAACAUCAGGACAGGUUCAUCCAGGAGGGCUGACCCCCUCCCACCCUGGAGCUCAGCCUCAUCGAUUCGGACAUGACUCCUCCUCUUCCUCCCCCUCCACCCCCCACCACCCCCCCUUCCCCAGCUCCUCCUCUGGAGGCCCCUCCUCCCUCAUCCAGCUCUACUCGGACAUCAUCCCCGACGACAAACCAAAGAAGAAGAGGAGCAGGAAACGAGACGGCGAGGACUCUGCGGGGGGAGGAGCCAGGACGCCACUUUCAUCACACUCUGAUGACAUCACAGCUCCACCCACUCCAGCGGUCUCAGACACUUCCUGUUCAACACCAACCCGGGGCAGUCUGGAGCAGUCGGACCUGUGCGUCUCUCUGGGCUCUGUCUCUGGUCUCGCUCCAUCAUCAGAGCUGGAGAGGCAGCUGUCGGUGAUCUCUGCAGCCCAGCAGAGAGCCUCGGUCCUGGGCACAGAGUCUCAGAGAGGCCCCCUGUCUGCAGCCUGUCUGGAGGUUAAGGUCAGGGGUCCCAAAGUUCAGUCUCCUGUUCUAACGUCAGGUCUCUGUGGUUCCUGUCAAGCUCAGGUUUGUUUGGUCUCUGUGUCUCUGCAGGAGGAGCAUGUGGAGGCAAGAGCCUGUGGAGGAGGUGUAGUGAAGAUGGAGGAGGGUGUGGGUGAGGGGUUCUUCUCACCCUCAGCUGACGGAGGAAAAGAGCUGCUCAAACACCUGCUGAAGGAGAAGACCUCCCCGACCACCACGCCCUCACCCUCAGGUCAGCUCCCGCCCAACGCUUGCCGACAGCUGUCCAAUGAAAGCAUCCGAUCUGAGGAGGAGGACAGGCCUGGUUCCCAUGGCAACAUGGUAAGAAGUCAAAUGGAUGUCAGCGGUGUAAUAAUCCAGAACAAGAACAUGUUGAUUUUAAACUUUCUCACAGCUGUUUGACUGAGUUCAGUGACAGAAACGUGAAAAGUCAGCAGGUGUAGAACCCUGGUUACCAUGGUGACCGGUGUCUCCCUCCAGGUGUCGAUGGACGGAGCAGGUGCAGACCUGUUGGACUCUUUCGGGAAGAAGAAGACUCAGCGCUGUAAAAGACCCGCCAAGCCGGAGAAGGAUCGAGCUCCUGCCAAAAACAAGAGGAGAAAAAAGGAGGAGGAGGAGAAGAUGCUCCUCAGCUCCUCCACCACCUCCUCCUCGGACUCUCUCAUGACUCACCUCACACAGGUAGACAAAGACCCCUCCCUUUAGAUAUCCUUUUAAUAAACUAUUCUCCUGCUUCCUCCUCCUAAAGAGCUGAUAUCUUUAUUGAUUAUUGAUUUCCCCCCCAGCUGUCGGUGCUGCCCCUCAUGGAGCCUGUUCUGGGGGUGGAUCUGAGUCUGUUCCCCCCGUACGGCAGCUCCUCUCUGGGCUCCGACUCCAGACUGACAGGCUCCUUUGGUAACGCCUGUUUGGACGGAGUCACCGACUACUACUCCCAGCUCAUCUACAAGGUAACCCCACAGUUAUACCGCAGUAAUACUGCAGUAAUACUACAGUAAUACUGCAGUAAUACUACAGUAGUACUAGAGUACUCCAACAGGAGUGUGGCAGAACCAAAUCAGAGAUGUUUGACGUCUCUCUUCAUCUCCCCCCCCCAGCAGAACAACCUCAGUAACCCUCCCACUCCGCCAGCAUCCCUCCCUCCCACGCCUCCGCCUGUCACCCGACAGAAACUGGUGAACGGCUUCGCUACGACGGAGGAGCUGUCCCGGAAAGACAUCACAGAGCAGGACGGUGAGAACGCAGCCGUCACACCCACAGCUUCGUCUGACAGACGUUCACUCUGACUUCACGUUAAUCCUUGUUGUGAUUUUUCUUCUCACAGUGAAAGGGGUGAAGCAAAAGGGGGAGGGGCUCUUGGGUCUUAAUCACGCCUCCAAGACUGUAGACGUCCCCGCCUCGCUGCCGACACCGCCACACAACAACCAGGAGGAGCUGAGGUAAACAUCAGUGCCGACAGAAGAGUUGAUUCUCUUGUUUUUGGUCCUCCGCUCCUCCUCCCGGCGCUCUAACUCCUCUUUUCUUCUUCGUGGGUUUUCUUCCUCAGGGUCCAGGACUCUUCUGAGCGUGACAGUCCAGACGGCUUCGUCCCAUCGUCGUCUCCAGAGAGCGUGGCUGACAUGGAGAUCAGCAGAUACCCCGACCUCUCCUUCAUCAAACUGGAACCGCCCUCACCCUGCCCCUCGCCUACUUUACCCAUCAUGCCGUGUGCCUGGGGUAAAGGUCAGUGCUCAGGAGUGUGGUCACAUGUUAGGGUCAGCCUGCUGUGUUCAUUAUCGUGAUGUUUUACUGUCGUUUUCAUUUGUACGUUUGUGUUCAGGCUCUGCGGUCAAACAGGAAGUGAAGGUGGAGCCUAACCAUCAGGGUCCUCCCUCCUGCUCCAACACAGACCUGGUUACCAUAGCAAUAACCCUCAACCCUUUUGCAGCUCAGGUGAGUGUCCCUCUUUUUCGUCUCUGUAUGUUGAGUUGUCAUCAGAAGCCCCUCCCUUCUGAUGACAUCACUAUGUUUAUGUUCUACAGAGCGUGGCGGGUGUGAUGGCGGCGGUGGCGGAGCUGCUGAAGGUCCCGGUCCCCAUCGACUACCAGCUGAGCCGACCCGCUGGCCCUGAACGCAGCUCUCUGGCCCUGCUGGCCGGAGUCAGAGUGCCGAUGACACAGGUGAGAAAAAACGAGCGAGUCCUGAGCUGUGAUUGGACGGUGUGUCUUCACUAACCUGCAGCUCCUUUUUUAAACUCAUGACUGUUUGUAGUUUCAUCAGACGGUUCUGCUCUCUGCUAAACACUCAAACACAGUCAAGACGAGCAGUUACUAACUUAGAGCGCUGUUGUUGUUUUUUUAUCAUUUAUAGAUAUUUUAUUGAAUUCUUGGACUGAUCAGAUCAGAAUCAGAAGUACUUUAAUAAUCCCCCGGGGGGAAAUUGCUUUUUGUUACAAUAACUCCAGUGCAAUUAAAGUAGAAAGAGGAGAUAAAAAAUAGAUAAAAUAAGAAAAAAAUGGAGAUAAUAUACAAGUAUGUACACUAUGUACAACACAAAUAAUAAAAUAGUAUAAUUGUGGAUAAAGUAUCAGACUGGGAUGGAGGGUCCUGGAAUGCUUGGUUUUGGGUAGUGGAGUUCUAAUGUCCUGGGAUCUGGAAUCUUGGUGUUCUAGAAUGUUGGAGUUCCGGAAUGUAGGCCUGGUCGAUUAUACGAUCGUGAUCGAUGAUCGUGAGAAAUUUCAGUUCGAUCACGGUGAUCAGCUGAGAGCAUAUUUACUCCAUCAAACACAGCGGAUAAUCGUGAUAAUAAUCCAGAUCGGACAAAAUCACAAAGUAUAUCCUGAUCUUUUUUUUUUUUUGCCAAAUCACCCAGCCCUACUGGAAUGUUUGAGUUGAGUUCUGAAAUGUUGGUGUUCCAGAAUGUUUGAGUUCUAGAAUGUUUGAGUUGAGUUCUAGAAUGUUUGAGUUCUAGAAUGUUUGAGUUGAGUUCCGGAAUGUUGUUGUUCUAGAAUGUUGGAUUUCCUGAGUGUCUUAAAGAGACAGCAGCUGAAAUGUGGUUUUCCUGGACUUGACUCUGUAAUACGCUGUAAACUAUGAAAAGACUCUUCAGAACCAGCAGGGAGACUGUACUCCAACUGUAAAUUCUCCCUCUGUGAACGACAUGAACUCGUCCAUAAAGCUCAGUGUGAAUUUAAUGAUUUUCCUUAAAAGAAAAAAACGUUUUCCUGUCCGGACAGUUGAACAGUAAAAGGUCUUCUUCCUGUGUUCAUGAUAUUCUGACUGUUGUGUGUCUGUGUGUGUUUAGAGUCCAGCAGGUAUCAGACAGCAGAGACCUCCACCUGCACCAGGUAACACUCUUGACUUCAUACUCUUGUGUUUCUUCAUUUCUUCUUCUGCCCCUCUCUGUGUUUUCUGUUCUUCUUCUCCUCUCUUCACUUGCCCCGCCCCUUACUUAUAAUUGACAGCUCCCUCUGUGUUGCCUCCAGGUGUCAGAAUGAACUACAUCCAACAUGGCAGCUCUACUCCUGCUCCGGCCAGGCCUCAGUGCUGCAGCAACUGCAAGGUGCUCCUGGGAAAUGGAGUCCGUGUCGUAAAGGAGUUCAAACAGGUUUAAAACACAUCUGAUCCUUUUUUUAAUCAUUGAAUAAAACAAAAUGGCCGACUGAGAGACUGUGUGUGUGUGUGUGUGUGUGUGUUUCAGGAGGGACAGUCAGGACCAGGAUCCAGUCUGGUGUUCUGUAGUCCAAACUGCUCCGCCCUCUACACACCUGAGCAGAGCAGAACACCCGGGAACAAGGUGAGCCUCCAGGUCAGGUUAUUGAUCAUUGUAACCACCUCAGCUGGAGGACCGCCAUGUCACGGCGAAGAGUCAGUGACCUCACAGACCGUGUUUUUGCGUCCUCAGGCUGCUCCCGCCGUUCUGCCUGGAUCUGACCCUCCCUCCAGCAGAGUGCAGCAUCAGUACACCAGCAACAUGUCCUCCAUCACUGUCCACUCCCUCCUCCAGACUCCCCUCGCACCUCCCCCAACUUCCUCCUCCUCCCCUCCCCUCGCUUUCCCUCCUGCCUCCGCCAUCACCAUGGAGACCAGGCCUCGCAUGGACAGCCUCAAGGUGGGAGGAUAUAAGAGCUGAUCACAAAAGUUUGAAGUGUUUACCGCCACAUGGCACACUGACUAACCCCUGAUUGAUCUGCAGGUGAAGGUGAAGUUAAAGCCACGCCCCCGAGCUGUCACAGGUGGAGAGGACUCGUUGUCAUCACGUCAGCUGAAGAGGCUAAAGAGCUGCCGCUGGACACGCUGGAGCGUUAGCAUCACACUCAGCAGGUUAGCCUGUUAGCAUCACACUUAGUCUGUCGGCCAGUGAAGCAAAGCGGCUGCAGUCCUCGCCAUCGUGGUCAUGGGAUCGAUUCCUGGACGUGAUCUCUCGCUCUCUCUCUCUCUCUCUCUCUCACUGGAUCUUUAACAUCUGUCUUUUUACCCAGGGGUCCAUGCAUCCCCAAUGAGGCUGUUGCCAUGCCAACAGAAGAGGAGGUUGAUGAGCUGUUGAGGAAGUUGGGAACAUGUCUUCGCCCUGAGCCGUUACCUAAAGACCAGCGGAGGUGCUGCUUCUGUAACCAGCAGGGAGACGGUCUGACAGACGGACCGGCCCGCCUGCUGAACCUGGACCUGGACUUGUGGGUAAGUUCGCCCAGCUCACCUGGACUCCACACAGGUGCCCUCUGGAACUCAUCAGUCAGUGUUAACUAUAGGUCUUAACUCCUGAUGUGUGUUUGUGGGUCAGGUGCACCUGAACUGCGCUCUGUGGUCCAGUGAAGUGUACGAGACUCAGGCGGGCGCUUUGAUCAACGUGGAGCUCGCUCUGAGACGAGGUCUGACUCUGCGCUGCGCCCACUGUCAGAGGACCGGAGCCACGAGCGGAUGUAACCGCCUCCGCUGCACCAACACCUACCACUUCACCUGUGCACUGCAGGCGCACUGCACCUUCUUUAAGGUACCGCACUGAGACAGAAACGCACUAAAACCAUGAAACACGAGGAUCACCUCGUAGAAACCUGAACGAUCUCUCCUCCGUCUUCUCCUCAGGAUAAGACCAUGCUCUGUCACCUCCACAAACCCCGGAUGGUUCCUCUCAGCGGCGACAGGUCCUCCAGCUGCUCCCCCUCCUCCACCCCCGGCCCCACCCCUGACCCCGUGCUGUUGAUGGCCUCUGACCCUUACGACUCUGAGUUGCGCUGCUUCGCCGUGUUUCGCCGGGUGUUCGUGCAGCGUGACGAGGCGCGUCAGAUCGCCGCUCUGGUGCAGCGUGGCGAGAAGCAGCACACCUUCAGGGUGGGCAGCUUGCUGUUCCGCGCCGUCGGCAGGCUCCUCCCACAUCAGAUGGGCACCUUCCACAACAAGGCCGCCAUCUUCCCUGUCGGUUACCAUGCCAACCGCAUGUACUGGAGCAUGCGCCAUAACAACAGGUAAAAUCCAUCACACGCAGACUCCCAUGAUGCAUCACAGGUUGUUGGGAUAGAUCCGCCUCCUUUAUUGAUCAAUAACUUGAUUGGUGUAUCGAUUGUUCCUCCUCCUACAGACGCUGUAAGUACAUGUGUUACAUUGAGGAGCAGCAGGGGGAGCCGAUGUUCAAGGUGAAGGUGGUGGAGAAAGGACACGAUGACCUCAUCCUGACCGGAACAACACCUAAAGGUAAAGAUCAGCUGGUCUGUGUUUCCUGUACAAAGAGGAAGAACGAACACGGAUCUCCAGAACCUCAGCAGUUCUGACCGUGUACAUGUUGUGAUGUGUUUGUGUGUGUGUGUGUGUGUGUGUGUGUGUUUGUGUGUGUGUGUGUGUGUGUGUGUGUGUGUGUGUGUGUGUGUGUGUGUGUGUGUGUGUGUGUGUGUGUGUGACUUUUCCUCUCUAGCUGUGUGGGACCAGAUCCUGGAGCCAAUAUCCCAGUUGAGAUCCACCUGUGGGACUCUAAAACUCUUCCCAGUUUAUCUGAAAGGAGAAGACAUGUUUGGUUUGACCACGUCUGCUGUGACCCGCAUCAUCGAGUCUGUACGUCAAACACACACACACACACACACUCAGAGUAAUGGUUCAGUAUGUGUACAGGAUGUGUGUAAACGUGUGUAUUUCUGCGUGUUUGUGUGUUUAGCUGCCUGGAGUGGAGGGCUGUGAGCGCUACACCUUCCGUUACGGCAGGAACCCCCUCAUGGAAUGGCCACUUGCCUUCAACCCGACCGGCUCGGCCCGGUCUGAGCCCAAAGCAUGCCAGAUCAAGAGGUACCACACCACACUGCUCUGACACACACACACACACUCACACACACCUGAGUGUUGGUCUGGACUCUCUUUGUUCACCAUCUUCUCUGGUUUCCAUCAGACCCAACCUGCUGAACAGCAUCGCUCCCAGGUGUCAGGGAACCGUGGGAUCCAUCGUGGGCCUCGUCCCCGGCGUCCUCUCUCUCUCUCCAGGUGAGUCAGUAGCCGGCGCUCACCAGGGACGGCAUUCCAAGUCGGCCCAGUACCGCCGCAUGAAGGCCGAUUGGAAGACCAACGUGUACCUGGCCCGAUCCCGCAUCCAGGUGAGACACAAUAACCACGGACAGAAAAUGAAGCUGCUGACUGAUGGGCUGUCCACUGAUCCAAUAACUGUGUGUGUGUGUGUGUGUGUGUGUGUGUGUGUGUGUGUGUGUGUGUGUGUGUGUGUGUGUGUGUGCAGGGUCUGGGUCUGUACGCCGCCAGGGACAUUGAGAAAUGCACCAUGGUCAUCGAGUACAUCGGCACCAUCAUCAGGAGCGAAGUAGCCAAUCGGAAGGAGAGGCUGUACGAGUCACAGGUAACACACACACACACACACACACACCUGUUUAAACUAACACAAAACAGCGUGACCUCUGACCCCAACAUCACACUGAUGUUCACUGUGUGUGUUUGUAGAACCGCGGCGUAUACAUGUUCAGAAUCGACAACGACUAUGUGAUCGACGCCACCAUCACCGGAGGACCGGCCAGGUUGGACUCUCCAGAGCACCGGCUCAAACCGGUUUAGUUCUGUGUUUUUAGGUUUUUUACUGAAUAUUAAUGACCCGCCCUCUGGCUUUGAUUGACAGGUACAUCAACCACUCAUGUGCUCCAAACUGCAUCACUGAGGUGGUGACAGUGGAGAAGGAGAACAAGAUCAUCAUCAGCUCCUGCAGACGCAUCCAGAGAGGAGAAGAGGUACACACACACGCGCACACACACACACACACACACACACACACUGAUUAAUAUAUGGAUCAGAAAUCAAUCAGUGGAAUCAAACAUGGAGAUUCAACACCUGGCAGAGCAGUGAGGUAAGAAUCCGUCAGUCAUGAGUAUUUCCUGACAAGAGGAGGAUGAUGCACAGUAGACUGACGCUAACCACUGAUUUGUUGAGCAGGUCACAUGACCCGACUGUGGCCUGGUAGCUCAUCAGUGUUCUGAGCUGUAGUCCAUGUUAAUGCAGUAAUUAGUGCUGGGCGAUAAAACUAUAAUGAUAUAAAUGAAUUAUGUGUGUAUAUAUAUAUAUAUAUAUAUAUAUAUAUAUAUAUAUAUAUAUAUUUGAAUAAGAACCAAGUAUCAACCAACUGCGUCGUAGCAGACAGCAGCUACACCCAACCAUAGCACUUUAACAGGUGAAGCCGACAGCACUGUUGGUGAGAAACAAAGAAAAUGAGUGCUACCCCCGACAUAUGAAGGAUUUAUGAUGUCAUGUUAGUACGCCGUAACCAAAAGGUGAGGACGUGUUCUGUAUCACACGCCAUCUUUGCCUGGAAGAGAGAGAGAGGCGAAGGGAUCACAUGACCGAGUUCUGGGUGUGACCAGGAUCCACCAGAGCGCCUCCAUCACAUCAGUGUUACACUGUGAUCGCAGGGAAAACUGACCAAUUAGAAAAGUGCAGUUCAGCUCCGCCUCUGACGUCACAUGAAGAAUAAAAGUAACACCACCCCCAACCCCCCCACCCCUCUCUCUCUCUCUCUCUCUCUCUCUCUCUCUCUCUCUCUCUCUCUCUCUCUCCCAGCUGUCCUAUGACUAUAAGUUCGACCUCGAGGACGAUCAACACAAGAUCCCGUGCCACUGUGGAGCCGUCAACUGCCGCAAAUGGAUGAACUGA